Molecule: messenger RNA, 5109 nt
Organism: Salmo salar (Atlantic salmon)
Lineage: Eukaryota; Metazoa; Chordata; Actinopteri; Salmoniformes; Salmonidae
Source: RefSeq, a predicted model, not a curated record
ACUUGUGAUUGAUUAAAGAAGAGUUGAGUCAUUACAUACGGAAACAAAGUGAUGCAUAAAAACAUCCUAAUAAUAGACAGGCAUUUGCUGUUUCAUUAAACUUCCUUUUUUUGCUUGCUGGAAGCCUGAUACGGACAACAACCAGGCACUACUUAUUUGAUACGAUUUUCAAAGCUCACAAGGGAUCAACAGUAGAUAAUAUGGAUGCUACCACCUGCUGGUUACAGUUGGCUUCCUUGUUCCUAUGUCACCUCCUGGUACCUACCUCAUGUAAUUUGAUGUCACGGCAGUUUCCAUGUGACAUUACGGUCAAUACUACCAAUACCACGAAUGACAUCAUCUUUAAUUGUGAGGAGCGUCGACUGAAAAAUGUACCUGUUGGCAUCACCAGGAAUGUGACCGUGCUGGACCUAUCAGAAAACAACAUCAGAAAUGUAUCUCUUGGUGCAUUUUCUAAUCUGGAGAACCUGACCCUUCUCAAUCUCAACUGUGUCAACAAAGAAGGUGACACACACAUAGCUGAAGGUGCCUUCAAAAAUCUGACAAACCUACAGGACCUAAGGCUUAAUGGCAAUGGCCUCGUCAAAAUUCCUCAAAAUCUCCCACUCAUUCUGGAUAAACUCAUGCUGGACAAUAACAAGAUCAAUUUCUCGAAUAUGAGCAACCUUGUCGGUAUACAACAUGUGAAGGAGCUGUACUUAUCCAAAAAUUGCUAUUACUGGAAUCCCUGUGAGACUGACUUUACUAUUGGAAAUGGCACCUUCUCAGUAUUGACUAACUUGAAGGUUUUGAUGUUGGCCUAUAAUAAUUUAACUCAUGUUCCAAAAGGACUGCCAAACUCUAUACAAGAAUUACACCUUGAUUCGAACAAGAUACAGCAAAUUGCUGAGGAUGAUUUCCUUGGACUGACCCAUCUAACAAUCCUGGAAUUACAGGGAAACUGUCCACGGUGCUCCAAUGCUCCAUAUCCUUGUGUUCCCUGUCCUAAUGAUUCUCUCGAUAUUCAUCCUCAUGCAUUUCAUGGUCUUACAAAGUUACAGACACUGCACCUAGCAGGCAACUCACUUCGUUUCAUCAAUAACUCCUGGUUUGAGAGCUUGAACAAUCUUACACAUCUGUUCCUGUCUUAUAAUUACUUAACAAAUACUAUCACCAAUGGAACCUUUUUUAGCUAUCUACCAAAGCUAGAAAAGAUUGAUUUGUCAUUUAAUUAUGAUUUGCUUGCCUACCCUGAAACCCUACAGCUUUCAAAAAACUUUUCACAAUUGGUGUCUCUUACAACAUUACAUAUAAUGGGUUUUGUUUUCAGGGAAAUUCAUUUAGAAACACUCAGACCGCUUUAUGAACUCAAACAUCUUUCAGUGUUGAACAUCGGAACUAACUUUAUUGUUCGAUCUGAUUCCCACAUAUUCAACAAAUUCUCAAACUCAAGUCUCAAAGUCAUAUAUCUUGCGGAAAACAGGCUUUAUCCAAUUUCAGUAAAUGAGUCCCCAGGUUGUGGCACAGGCAGCAACUUAAAGUCGGUGUUGUACACGUCACCACUGACUGGAUAUUAUUCCAAUUCAAGGGACUUUUCUUACGGAAUAAAUCACAACCUUGUGAAGCCAGAAUGCUUUAUCUCUGGUCGAGUGCUGGUCCUUAGUUCAAAUAAUCUAUUUUUCAUUUCUCCAAAGCAAUUUGAGGGCUAUGGUGACAUUGCAUGUCUAAACUUAUCAAGAAAUGGAUUUUCAGCAGCAUUGAACGGGACAGAGUUCACCUCAUUACCAGACCUAAAAUAUCUCGACCUGUCCUUUAACAAGAUUGACCUGGCCUAUGACAACGCCUUCAAGGAAUUAAAGAAACUCGAAAUACUAGACCUAAGCUACAACAGCCACUAUUUUGAAGUGUCUGGUGUGACACAUAAUUUACAUUUUUUGAAAAAUCUACCGACUUUGAAAGUAUUGAAUAUGUCACACAAUAACAUUUUUACAUUAACCACUAAGCAGAUGACAAGCACAUCUUUAAAAGAGCUUCAAUUUCAACACAAUUUGUUGGCCACAUUAUGGAAAGAGGGGGAUGACUCAUACAAUAGCCUUUUUAAAAUGCUGACGAAUUUGACCUAUCUGGAUAUUUCAUUUAACAGUAUUGAGAAGAUCCCAUCAAAAGUCUAUGAAAACAUACCAUAUACCCUUCAAAAACUAUGUAUUAGUCAUAAUUCACUCGGCCAUUUUGAUUGGGAUAAACUGGCAGGAUUUCAACAACUGAGUCUCCUGGAUCUAAGCUACAAUUCUUUAUUUCAUGUGUCAGCAAAUCUCUCAAACUUCACAGAUACACUUCAGAUUCUUGACUUAAGCCACAAUCAGAUUUUUCAACUUUCUCGUGAAUUUCUUUGGGGUGCUCAAAGCCUUCAGAUACUUGACCUCAGCUACAACCAACUGACUAACAUCAACGAGACCACCUUCCUCUCGGGCCCUGAAAAUUACAUGAAAACCUUGUCCUUGCAAGGUAAUCCAUUCCAGUGUACCUGUGAUUUACUAGAGUUCAUCCAGUGGAUAGAGGAGAACAAAAACGUGAAGAUCCCCAGACUGGCCAGUGAGGUGACCUGCAACAUGCCAGCUGAAAUGAGAGGCCAACCAAUUAUACUGUUUCACAUUGCAGAAUGCAUCAACGAUGACAUAGCCUUCCUGAUUUACUCCCUCUCCACUUCCUUGAUCAUGUUCACUGUGGUCAUUACUAUGGCAGCGCAUGUGUUUUAUUGGGAUGCCUCCUAUAUUCUAUACUAUCUGAGGGCAAAGCUGAAGGGCUACCAUUCGUUGAGGUCAACAACAACUGACAAUCUCUAUGAUGCCUUUGUUACCUACGACACCAGAGACCCAUUGGUGUCAGACUGGGUACUGAACCAACUGCGGGUGCAGCUGGAAGAGAGGGGGGAGAGACACCUGCCUCUCUGUCUGGAGGAACGAGACUGGGCCCCCGGGGUCCCCCUGAUAGACAAUCUCUUCCAGAGCAUUCGACAGAGCCGCAAGACUGUCUUUGUGCUGACCAAGGCUUACAUCAGGACUGGGAACUUCCGGAUGGCUGUGUACCUGGCCCACCAGAGGUUGCUGGAUGAGAACAUAGAUGUGAUUGUGUUGGUUCUCCUGGAACCCGUGCUGCAGCACUCUCACUUCCUCCUUCUGCGGCGGCGUCUGUGUGGGAGAAGUGUUCUAGAGUGGCCCCAGACUGCAGCCGCUGAGACCUGGUUCUGGCAGCACCUAAGGAACGCUGUCAGGUUAGACAACCAGGUGAUGUACAACAAGAUCUACUCCAGGUACUUCACCAGCAAGUAGAGCACAGUCCAGACCAGAGACUCAAGAGGAAAGUAUCUUUCUCACACAAAUAGACUGAGCAGUUACAAACACAAACUGCGAUACCUUUUACAAGCUCUGACUCUGACUAUAUCAGUUUUUCUAACUCUGCACUGAAUAAUGUGGAUGAUACUGUACAUCUCAAAUCAACAAUAUGUAUAUCAAUGUGCUAUUCAUUGUUCUAACACUAUGGCCACCAGUAACUGUGCAUUAUGGUUGUGGUUCAGUUUUUCAAUGUUAUGCUGUCUAUGGGUAGUAGAUAGUUCUAUUCCUAUUUGUUUUUGUCAAUGCAUUCAAACUGCAUGCCAUUUGUAAGUAGAUAUCUGAUUUUAAAAAGGAUGACUUGGUGCAGUCAGUCUAUGGGCAUCCGUCUUUAUAUGAUAACAGGAAGUGAACUAGUCUUAAGUUCCUGUUUCUUUAGGCUCAGAUGAGGAUGUGAAUCUGAAGCCAUGGUGCUAGCCUGUCAGUGGCACUUCUUUCUUUAUUUCUUUUUAGUUAGAAAACUAUAGGCUACAGUGAUUAAAUUGAACCGGUAUUGUUACAACACACUAUUUUAUUAUAUUAAUCAAAACAUUGUUUAGGGAAUCUCUUGUAAAUGUGUACUAUACAUUGAACUACAGAGUCACAGCAUCAAGGUCCCUUAUGAUAAUUGAAAAUGCAUUAUCUAAAUGUAAUCAAUGACAGAGGGAUCUGUAGUAUAUUACAGUUGCAUAGCCUCCAAACAAGUAGGCCUAUGUUUCUAGUGCAAACCAAUAAAGCCAGUGUUACCACCUGAUGUAAUACUAUGUAAAUCCACAGGAGGUCAUCAUUGAGACAAUCAGGAAGAGUUACUUAUGCGGUGACAGUGGACUGUUUUGUGUUGGCAGCGCAAUGCUCUAAUAUCAAAUCAGAUAAAAUUCAAGGUCCAAUACGUUAAACAAAUAAAACUAUAACUAUUAUUUAUGCUCUCUUGCUUGUAAAUAUUGAUGUAAUAUAUAUAUAUAUAUAUAUAUAUAUAUUAUUCCAACCUAGAUAAGCUCAAGAGUGAAGGAACGUGACGUCAUGUUCAACAUUUGCAUAUUGCGGACUAUAAUAGACCUUGCUUGAUUUACUUGCCUUCACUCGUUCUCUGCGCGAUCAGGAUUGAGACACACCAGUAGCCAGUACAACUCCGAUCCUCUGCAAACAUGUCUGACAAGCCAGAUCUCGCUGAAGUCUCUAACUUCGACAAGACCAAGUUGAAGAAGACCGAGACGCAAGAGAAAAACCCCUUGCCCACCAAAGAAACCAUCGAACAGGAGAAGCAAGCAACAGCAUGAAGUCCAAGCCUCUGCUAUGCACUGUACAUUCCACAAGCAUUGCCUUUUUCACCUCUUAGCUGUGUAACCCAAAACCUAAGUUGCAUUGUGAUUGGACAAAAGCAAUGACUGUACAGCCCCUCCCUAGAACUUUUUUUUUUUAGUAUUUUUUGAUUUUUUUACAUCAAGUCUGAAAACAACUACUGACUGGCACUCUUUUGACUAGGAGGAUGUGUUGCGUGUCUCUACUCACUUCCAGCACUGUCACCUGUCCCUGCUGUUGUCCCUGCUUCCAGCCACUUGUGGUUGUGAAGGGAAGAGCAAGGGUGUGAUUGGUCUGCCCAACCCGGGGACCCACACUUCUGAUGUGUAAUUCAGCUUCUGGCAACCUGAAAUGCUUUCAAAUAAAGCAGUGUUUUGUUUUUCUUGUUCAAAUUGUUUUGUAUAAAUUCAAUUAUUGGAAUGCAGAAGUUUGUUUUGAUAUGCAAAUAAAGAUAUAACUCUUU